CCGAUUUUGGCUCUAUAAAAGGAUGUUGGCUCUGUGGGCUAUUUUUUUCAUUAAAUUGGUUAUAUACUACAACUUACACAUUUAGGAAUUUCAAAGAUUUGCACGGAGUUUAAAGACUUAACUUACGGGUGCAUUAGAAAAUAUGAUGAAUUUACGAAACUGAAAGUUAUUUUGAGCAUGCAGGUGAAGAGUUUUUAUGCACAUGCUGUGCAGCGUUUUCAAAGUCUUCGAAGAAAACGUAUUUUCAGAUAUGGUUUGCCUUUCUUGUUAUUUCUUUUUGUUGGAUCAUUUGGCAUCGAACAGUUUGCAUCCCUGCGAUAUGAAUUUAGGAAAAAUGAAACGUUAAAGCCUGAAAAUCUUGCUAAAUUAGGUAUAAAGAAAAAGACAGUUACUCUGGAAGAAGAGUAUGAGAAACUUAAAAAAUUGGACUUAGAUUCAUGGGAGAAUAUUCGAGGUCCUAGGCCAUGGGAAGAGCCUCAGCAAAUGCCUCCAAAAAAGAAGCAAUAAUAUUAUGUAUUAGCUAUUUUUAUUUAGUUAUUUUAAUAAAAUUGACAAAUAUAACAAUU
Molecule: messenger RNA, 566 nt
Organism: Stegodyphus dumicola
Lineage: Eukaryota; Metazoa; Arthropoda; Arachnida; Araneae; Eresidae
Gene: l(3)neo43
Product: cytochrome c oxidase assembly protein COX16 homolog l(3)neo43
Biological process (GO): mitochondrial respiratory chain complex IV assembly
Cellular component (GO): mitochondrial inner membrane
Source: RefSeq, a predicted model, not a curated record